Quercus lobata is the source of this 2496-nucleotide messenger RNA. RefSeq lists its product as uncharacterized. The record is from RefSeq and is a predicted model, not a curated record. NCBI's taxonomy places the organism in Eukaryota, Viridiplantae, Streptophyta, Magnoliopsida, Fagales, Fagaceae. Gene Ontology annotation, molecular function: protein binding. The transcript has 4 exons. Bases 314 to 1798 code for a protein of 494 amino acids.
UUCUCUUUUCUCUGUUUCAUUGCUCUCUCUCGCUUCUCAUCAGAGCCUUUCUCUCACAAAAUCAACAUAGCUCUCUCUCACAAAACCCUUAAACCGUGGUUUGCUCAACCACCUGUGAGGAAGAAUAGAGAUUGAGAACAUCAACUCAACCACGAAAAUCGAGCCUUUCUCUCACAAAAUCAACAUAGCUCUCUCUCACAAAACCCGUAAACCGUGGUUUGCUCAACCACCUGUGAGGAAGAAUAGAGAUUGAGAACAUCAACUCAACCACGAAAAUCGAGUGAUUAGAGUUGCUCUUUUCCAGAAAACUCUAAUGGAGAAGAAAAUUUUUCGUUUUGGUAAUAUGGUUGUGUAUGGGGAGUUGGUAGAGGAAAAUCUGGAUGAGGAGGAAUGGGAAAUGAUGGAAGAGGAAAUUUUGGAAGAUGAAGUGGUGGAGUUGGAAAUGCAAAACAGAUCUCUAUAUGUGUGUGUUGAAGCUAUCGGGGAAUCUGUGUAUUACUUGAUGCACUCCAUUAAGUUGAGCGAUCUUUUGUCAUGCUCGUGCAUUUGCAGUGCUAAUCCGACUAAAGAAUUUACCAACACUACUACUAGGUGUUCCAAUUGCCUUUCCAAAGGAGAAUUAGAAUAUAGGACAGAAUUGAAGCAAGUGGAGAUUCUGACUGGUGACAGUAUCCCAUUUUUUAUGGGUUGCGGGGCAUUCGGCUCCAAAAUCAUUCUUGCCGGUGGUUGCAAACACAUGGCAGGUAUACAUGGUCCAGUUCUUAGCCGAAGCCUUUAUGUUUAUGAGACAGAUUCAAAUAUCGAUUCUGAACCACGAUUUAAAGACCAAGGAGACUCCAAUGGGUUUUUCAGGUAUUUUCAACAAGCAAAGGUAGACCCAAUCCUGGUCAAGGCAAAUGGAAAGCUCUAUGCAUUUGCUGGAGCUCCCCUAAAUGAGCAGGGAGGACUAUCUUUGGAGGUGUUCAACCCCGAGACCAUGGCAUGGUUGCCCUUAGACUUCCCUCGCUACAACGGAAACAUCGACCCUUUUCUCUUUUGGAGCAAUAAGCUCACCCCAUUUUUCUCUCAUGCAUUUUUAAGCAGUAACAAUAGGAUUUUCAUUUCAAACUUCAACACUGCUCUGUUGUUCUUUGACUUCAAUACCCAUGAAUGGAAGAGGUCUAAUUUGUUAGUUGAAUGGCCAAAUGAAGAUGAAGAAGUUCCUAACUUGAACAGUUCUGUACCUCUUCCCUUCCUUGGCAAAGCUGAAGUUCUUGAGGUGUCUCCUUUUGAGACCGUGCUUCUAGGACUGAAUAUAGAAGGUACUUUAAUUGCCACGUGGGUUAAUUCUUUAACUUUGCACCUGCUGUCUCAGCAAGAGUUGCCGUUCCAUGUGUCUCCUGAAUUUCGUGGUAGCCGUCCUAAUCUGGUCCAUUUAGGAAAUUGGAAAUUCUGUCUUGUUAUGGCUCAUUUCAUCCCAUGCAAUUCUGAUAAGGAUACUGUUGAGACUCAGGAUGACAGUAUGAUUACUUCCAAGGGGAAGAUGCUUAUUUUUGUGGCCACCUUUCGGCUUUCACGGAAAGAACAAAAGAAGUUUAUUGUCAAACACAUCGGAAAAGAUCCUAAAUCACGGAAGCUUUGUGAAGCAAUAGAGUUGUCAGUGGGGUUGGGGUUGGAUCUUAAAACUGAAUUCAAACUCUGUGAAGUUAAAGAAUUUGCAUUUAGUUUCAAACUUCUUUCAACUCGGAUAUUUGAGUAUGAUAGUUCAGCACCCAACCUUGAGACUAAGGGGGACGCCAUUGGUUGUUUUGUGCUGUAGUAACUAGGACAUACAAAGGCUAGUUUCGCAUAAAAGUUGAAGAGCAGCAGUAUUGAGGAAGAUAUUUUCUUGAACCUUUUAAAGCUUUUAGGCUGAAUAACUCGGCAUCUGAGCUACUUAGCACAUACUUCUGAUCCAUGUGGGAAGUUAAGCUUUAGCUGUAAACUUUACUAUGAUUAGUUGAUUACCACUGCCAGUUAUAAUUGAAUAUUUCACAGGGAUGAUGAACACUCUUGGUUGUCAUGUGCUACUUAGUACGUACUUCUGAUCCAUGUGGGAAGUUAAGCUUUAGCUGUAAACUUUACUAUGAUUAGUUGAUUACCACUGCCAGUUAUAAUUGAAUAUUUCACAGGGAUGAUGAACUCUCUUGGUUGUCAUGUGCUUGCAAUCUUGGAAAUACAAUGGCCUAGAUUCCUCAACUAAACUUGGAUGGUUAAUGCACGAAUGCAAAUCUUCUUGGAUAUCUUCAAUCUUUGAUUUUCGUUCUUUGUCUUUGGUUUUUUGGAAUGUGACAGAAAAACAUGUGAGAUUUUGCAGAGCAGAGGCAGUGUGCCAUGCCAAAUUUUUUGGGUUUGAAAUGUGAGAAACAGUGCUCUAUUUACUUAUCAAAAAGAAAUAGGCAAGAGUUCUCUUCCAUAAUAUUCUGCUUUCAUAUAUGCUACUUUUUUCCUUCCUUUCUUAAAUUGUAGUGAUUCAAU